Pogoniulus pusillus (Red-fronted tinkerbird) is the source of this 6238-nucleotide messenger RNA. It is a transcript of the gene RHOJ, whose product is annotated as ras homolog family member J. The record is from RefSeq and is a predicted model, not a curated record. Gene Ontology annotation, molecular function: protein kinase binding; GTPase activity; GTP binding. The transcript has 5 exons. Lineage: Eukaryota; Metazoa; Chordata; Aves; Piciformes; Lybiidae. Gene Ontology annotation, biological process: Cdc42 protein signal transduction; endocytosis; establishment or maintenance of cell polarity. The coding region runs from base 438 to 1082 and encodes 214 amino acids.
AUUUAGCAGGAAUCCCUGAUUCCUGCAGCCAAGCUGGAGGAAGGGAGACGUGAAUCGAAGCCACAGGCUGCUGAGAUUUUUUAAGUCGCACUAAGUCCUGAGAGCUCUGGGGCAGGAUGAAGAUUUCCUGACUGAAGGAGAAAGGACAGACUGGCUUCUCUUUUUUUAUGCUGUUCCUCUCUGUGUGUUUAAUUUAUUUACCUCAAUGAUUCUCUUGACUGAUCUGGUAAUUGUUAGAAGCGGCUGUGACAGCCUGGAAACAUUAGUAUGAUUUCCUGAGUUUGAGAUUUGCUGCCUUCCCCCCACUCCCCCACCCCCCACCCCCCACCCUAAGCCCAGCUCCCCAACUCAGGAAAAGUCAAUACAAUCGCACUUCAUUUUUCCUUCAUGUGCACUUGGAAAUCCUGGGAGCAGCAAAAGCAGCGGCAGCAGCAAGAAUGAACUGCAAGAAAGAAGAUGACAACCGCGCUGACGGGAGCGGCAGCAACACCAAGAAGAUGUUAAAGUGUGUGGUGGUUGGGGAUGGUGCAGUUGGGAAAACCUGUUUGCUGAUGAGCUAUGCCAACGAUGCCUUCCCAGAGGAGUAUGUCCCCACUGUGUUUGACCACUAUGCAGUAACUGUGACUGUGGGAGGACAACAGCACUUGCUGGGACUUUAUGACACCGCUGGGCAGGAGGACUACAACCAGCUGAGGCCUCUGUCCUACCCAAACACAGACGUGUUCUUGAUCUGCUUCUCAGUGGUGAACCCUGCCUCAUACCACAAUGUCCAGGAGGAGUGGGUGCCUGAACUGAAAGUCUGCAUGCCCAACGUGCCUUAUGUCCUCAUAGGAACACAGAUUGAUCUCCGGGAUGAUCCCAAAACUUUGGCUCGGCUGCUUUACAUGAAAGAGAAACCACUCACCUACGAGCACGGCGUGAAGCUAGCAAAGGAGAUCGGAGCACAGUGUUACCUGGAGUGCUCAGCCCUCACGCAGAAAGGCCUUAAGACUGUCUUCGAUGAAGCAAUCCUGACCAUUUUCCACCCCAAAAAGAAGAAGCAGCGCUGUGCAAAGUGCCACAGCUGCUGCACCCUUGUGUGAACUCAGUUGGAAAGAAAACAAAACGAGAUGAGCUCAGCGAAACCAAGCAGGUUAGAAAGGCAAUGAAGUCACAUGCAACUGAAAUGGGGACCAUGACCAGAAAGGUGCCCUUCUUACCCAGACAUAGGAGCCCUCCAUCCUGUGAGACCUCCAAGCUGUAUUACAGUAAGCCAACUCAUGUCUAUGUGCUUUCCUAACCCUCUAAAGACGUAUGCAGCCUGUUCCCCCUACUGCAGACUGCACUGAGCCAACAGAAACCAGGACGCAUGCUACUGCUUGGCUCCUCACCUUAGCAGUAAGGUGAAGGUGCAUGUGGAAAAACAAAGAGCUAGAGGUGGUCAAACAAACUCUAUUUGUGGCCUUAAGCAAGAAUUGGGCAAAAUUAGAAAUUUACAGUACUUAGGAACUGACUGACAGCACAUGGAGAGCUGUAGAAAUCUAUUAUGUAAGAUAUCCACUACUGGUAGGACGUUCUUUACCUUUCUUUCACAAGGCUUGCUAGUUCAGAAUAUACAUUAGCUUGUUCAAAACACAAGGAAGCAAAGAUGAAGUGAUUCCAGUUUAUUUUUACUUACUGGUGAAGCUUCACAGCAUCAGGAUGUUGCUGCACCCAAGCUAUCAAAACGGAUCAACGUUUACCUCCAGACUUAAGGAAUGUUCUUACAACACCAACAAAAAUGCAAACACCUGUAUUUUUACAGGUGAAUGUCCAGGCUAAGCCAUGUUUCCAGAAGGUGGGAAAGGAAGAAUAGGGUUGUAGCAUUAAUGUACUGAUUUCUGCCACCAAAGAAUGUUGCCCUGGACAUGAAAUAGCAUUGUGGAGCAAUUUCCUCUCCCAGCUGAGAACAUGAAUGAGACACGUUGCCAUAGCAACUGAAAACCUUACAGAUCAUCUGGAUUUCUACAUCUCACCCAGCAGACAGAAAUAGCAAAACCCAAAAAGCCAAAGGUCAUCCUUCCUUCAAGUGCUUUAAGGUGAUCCAGUUGCCUUAAGAUUCUUUUUUUUCUUUUUUCAGUGAAGUAUCUCAUAUGAAAACAACUCAAAGUGGAGUUGUGAACACGCUGGUUUAUUGUAGUCUCCCUCCACCCAUUCAUUAAUUCUUUCCUUGCUCCUUUUUUUUUGUCCCAUCUUCAUUACUGUGAGUGUUGUUUAAAUUGCAGGGUGGCUGCAGUCCUCAGAAGUGAACUUUCACACGAGUCACAGAUGAUGGGCUGCAGCUGACAUCAGAGAGGUGGGAAGCUUAGACCUUAAGGGAAGGGAAAAUGCCUGAUCGCUCUCUUUGCUGUCAAAGACUAAGGCUGUGCCUUUUCACUGAAGCCUCUCCAGGGUGCCUGUACUUUUGCACAUCACAGCAACACACUCAGAGGUGAACUCAAAGGAUGUGUAGUUGCUUGCAUCUGCCUUUCCAUGCCCUGGCAAUGCCAUGAGACUGUCUUGUGGAUUUCAUUCCCCAAAAGAAAAUUGCAGUACCAGUAAAUACAGAUUUCAAGACCUCUGAUCUGAUGUAAUUUUCCAUAACGAAGCAUGGCCAGAACUGCUCAGAGUAAGCAAAUAACAGCAGUGAAACCUCCCCAGUUCAGGGACAUGUGCCCUGCACCCCUCAAAAUCCUCUCCAGGAGACUGCUAGCCCACUGCUCUCCAAAAGCACGGGACCGUGGCUGAGUACACACAUGACACCAGACAAGCUCUUGUGAUGAGUGGUGAAUUGCAGACCCAGUGGCACAGAGAAGGAAACAAGCAUGAAGUGGAGCCCAAUCCUGCUGCCACCAAGGCUUAUGGAUCCAAGCUUCUACCCUACUACAAAAUGAAUCUACAAUGGACACCUACAGAAACCAACUCGGACAGCCUAAAGCAUUUUCAGGUAGAAACCAAACAGUUCUCUCUGCCAAAAGUGACUGGAUUUGAGGCAAAUGCCUUGUUGCUGUACACUCAGCCAACUUUCACUUUCCUGCUGCACACAGGUAUGGACAAAAACAAAGCUGUGCUGAAUCGAAGACAGACAAAAGAAAGACUUCAUCAUUGCUGACAUUCUUUGUGCAUACUUUAUAUUUGGUUGUAUUAUGUCCCAGCUAUUUGCUUCAAAGUAACUGGCUGAUAAAACACAGCUCAGAGCAAGGACGAUGCUGAAGCCUGGUGAAGGAGUUCAUGUCAUGCCACGGAGGCUGAGUCACAAUCCCCAGGCAGAGCCAGAAGUAUUUACGCAGUUGGGACACUGACAAUCAGAAUCACACAGAAUGUUAGGGGCUGGAAAGGACCUCUGGAGACUGAGUCCAACAUCCCUGCCAAGGCAGAUGGACAUAAAGCAGGCCACCCAGGAACACAUCCAGGUGGGUUUUGAAUGUGUAAAGUGAUAUCAAGGGAAUAUGAGAAAGACUAGGAGCAGAUUAAAUGAAUAUUUUUAGGUGAAGACAGUUGGCUUAUAGCAUGACUAGAAGGCCACCAAAAUAAGGUUUUGAGAAGAAAAAAAUCAGUUUUCAACAGAUUUCAGAGAAAAUUAGAGUCUUACUGUGCUGCCACUUCAGUGGAAAUAAAAUAAGGCUGUGGCUUUGCUUUAGCUCAUGGAGGUUGCUGUAGAGAGCUAACCUAUGUACCAGUUUCUAGUUAAAAUAAGCCUAUUUUAGCUGAAGCAUGAUCUGAAUGCUCAAGGUUGGAGCUGCCAGAUAUUCUUAGAGCAUCACAGAAUACAGAGGAAAUAGGAAACCAAACUGACAGCUCAGCUUAUCAUAAAAUAAUGAGCACAUUGAAAAGCACAAUAUAGAAUUCCCAGCAUGCAUGCGAGAAAGCCACAAAUAAUCAAAGGAUGCUUUUGCAUGCCACCAAGUAUCAGGGGUGUCUAUUAAUACUAAUGGGAUGGCAUAUGAUAGGCAUACAAAAUAAAAUAGAAGAUGAAAACAUUAAAUAGGAGGUUGUAGCAUUAAUGGAAGUGCAGUGGUUUGAGGAAACUGAACUAAAAAUGUGGUGAUGUUGAAGCUGAAAUGCUACUGUCCUUAUGCGUUAAUCUGCACCAUCCUGCAUAGAUCACUGCAUAGCAGUGAACACAGACAGAAAAGACCCAAAAAAGCCAAGACUAACCAGGGCUUCAUUUGCACCUUUAAACCCAAGCAAAUCAGUCUCAUGUGGCAGUAGAAUUUCAAGUUUUCCAAGCUGAUUGUGAGUGAAAUUCUGCAUCUGGCAGCUGCAAAGGAGGGAGGUGGUCACCAUCCGCUGAGAAAUGGCCUCUGCUCUCCAUUUGGUUCCAAUUCUUCUGUUGACAAAAAUAAAUGUUUUUAAAUAGCUAUGUUUAAGGCAGUCCUAUAAAUAUUAUUCCUGUGUUAGGUUAUGUUCACAGACUUACUCGAGGGUCUUCCCUGUCAUGCUAUUAUUUUGGGGAGGCAUAUCAUGGGCCAACAGGCUUUAGAAGGAGACUCUGACUACCUGGCAAGUCAUACCUAACACCUUUGAUAAACACCAAGGGAUGGUGAGUGAACAGGCAGAAACUCAUUUGCAGAACUAUCAAAACACCAGGGCACAAUGCAAGCACAGGCAUAAGGCAACAGACAGAUACUUCAAAUUAUUUUCAAGUACCCUUAGUAACAAGAAAAGAAAAUCAGUGAAAGAUUGCCAGGCGAAAGAAGAUGGCUUUUCUCGCUGGAUGAUGAGCCAGAAAUGAGACUCCAAUUUCACCUUCCAAGGAACUGAAGAGCUUUGUAAAGGUGAUAAACUGUCCCAGGCACCUAUUUGAUAAUAUCUCUGACUGAUGUCAAAAACCUUCCUGGACAGUGCUGCCUUUGCUAAUAGUCUAUUAUCAUUUCACAAGCAGUUGCAGCUUACAAGGAACCUGUUAGAUCCUGUGAAACCCACCUCCUUCUGAAACCUUGGCAUUCUACCAGCAGUUAAUGGUGAAGUUGUAGUCCCAGAAUUCCCAAAGGGCUUCCAUGUAAACUCCUGCAAGGACAUGUUAGAAAUAUUAGGUAUUAGAGAGAUAUAUCAACAUUAGAGAGGUGUUCUCACAUUAAAAUAACCUACAGAUGCCUCUGUCCUUCAGAGCACUGCUAAAACACAAGCCAGCAGAACUGAGGCAAUCCUGUGCUGUGUCACCACUGCCAGCAUGACCUCAAGGAGAUCCCACAAAGACUUCCACAUUUUGUCCUCAGAAAAGUUGAAGAGAAUGCAGGAACAAAGCUCUAAGCCCACCCAGGUCCAUCCAGGAGCAUUUGUUCAACUGACUGGAAGUUCUAUAUACCUUUAUCCCCCAGGAAUGGUGAGGAGUGGCUCUCAAGAUGUGCUCCCCCUGGUUGUCCUAUGUGCCAAACACUCUCAGAACUUCUAUUUAUGCCCUGUCAAUAUAUACUCUUACAGUAGUAUGUAGCUUAUGAAGAACAACCAACUACAAACUCUUGCUUCACAUUGCCUUGAGUUAGGAAAGAUGUGAAUCUUUCCCAUGACUUUGAUGCAAAUCAUCUUGCUAGUGGGAACUGCAGAAUUCACCUCGAGUCAAGCAUGACAAUUGAAACAAUCACUUUGGCAGCUGUCAUUGAUAUUUCCCACUUUUUUCUCUUUCAAAGCACUGCUUUAGCUCAAUAUAAAUACAGAAUUAAAUAUAAUGCUACAACUUGAUAUGUAAUAAGGUUACUUCAAAUACUUCUACUAAGGAGCCACUGGCAGUCUUCCUCAUUCUGAAAAGCAUCUUACUUCACAAGCAAUUGUCUCCAACUUCUUUGUGCCUCGUUCAUGUAAUGAGGAAGGCUGAAUAUGGACAUUGUGAUGUGCUCUUAUAGUUAAUGUACAGCAAAAUCUCUUCUAUCAGCUCUAGUGUUGGUGGCCUGAGUUCCCCCAGAGCAAUGAUUUCCCAUUCCCCACACACAGUACAAAUCACCUGGUAUUCUGUCAUGCUCAGAAUCUUAGAACCAUAGAAUCAACCAAGUUGGAAGAGACCUCCAAGAUCAUCCAGUCCAACCUAGCACCCAGCCCUAGACAAUCAACUAAGUGCCUCAGGCAGGCUUUUUUUCAACACUUCCAGAGACAGCAACUCCACCUCCUCCCUGGGCAGUCCAUUCCAAUGCCAAUCACUUUCUCUCUGACAACAAUUUCCUCCUAACAUCCAGCCUAGACCUCCCCUGGCACAACUUGAGACUGUGUCCCCUUGCUCGGUUGCUGGGUGUCUGGGAGAAGAGAC